ACAGUUAGUUAGAAUUAUUAAAAUCCCAUAGAUUUUCCCCACUUAUACCAUGGAAUAUCAGACCUCAAGUACAGAGUGCUGUCACCACAAUUCCGAGUAAUAUUAUGAAGAAUAUAAAGCAUAUAUUCAAAGAUGUCCAUACACAAUAAUUUCAUAUGUUUUGAACUUGCUUGCUAGUGGUGCAAUUGUCCUAUACACUGCCUCAAACUAUAUCUUUUGAAUUAUUUAGUUGUUCUUAUCCACUAGCAUAAACCUUCUGGCUAUUUUAAUAACAUUGUGGAUCUUCUCUCUCAUCAAGAACAAUGUCUUCUGAUACUUGGACAAAUUUACAGAAGCUGAAAAUGAAACAGGAAAGUUUAAGGGAGAGAAUACAAAGAAGAAGACAGGGCCAUAAAGAAAUUUUGGCACAGACUGCAGAUUCUACUGCAGCAUCGACAGUAAGCAAUUCAUCAGAUGUGGCAGAUACAGAGGAAAAUGUUGACGUUAUUGACCCAGGAAUUGAGAAAAAAUUUCAGCAAUAUCUAUGUCACCAUUCACUCACUUUCCCAAUGCAUUCUCUCAAUAUAAUGUCUGGAUUUAAUAAGAUUCUCCAAAGCGUCCCAAAGACCACAUCCUUAACUUUGCCUCAAGUUGAACUUCUCUUGAACAAGCAAGAAGCGCAGCGAUUUAUUGAAAUUGAAGACUCUCAAUCAAGUGUAGAUAAGUCAAACGAAACUGAUCCAAAAAUAACCGUUUUGUCUGUAAGCCAUGCCAAACUCGCUGCAGUAGCUGGAGAAAUGAAAGAACCAAUUUAUACAGAAGAAGAUAUUCGAUCAAACAUGUCUGCCUCUGAGAAACAAACUAGUGAACGAGAAAAAAAUCAAGACAGUUCCCUGGUAAAGCAAAAACAGGCUGUGAAGCGCCACUCGUCUGAUUCAAAUCACAACCGAAAGCACAGAAGUGAUACGAGACGGCCAGAAAAAUCCUCAAAAACAAAUGAGUCUGGAAAAAAUAGUGAACAGAAAGACUUGGAUGAUAUAGAAGAAUUGCUGUCCACUAAAUCAGCAAAAGAACAGGACACAAAACGCAUCGCAGAGGAAAUUCAAGAAUUACUUGGCACUGCCUCCACUAAGGAAUUAUCGUUAGCGGAAAAAUUCCGAACUCUUGGUGGUUCACAGGUUAAAGAAUUCUGUCCUCAUGGUACACGGUUUGAAUGUAUGCGGCAACGGAAAUCCAAUUAUUCAUGCAGUAAAUUGCACUUCAAGAAGUUGAUAAAGCCUCACACAGAUGAAUCACUGGGAGACUGCUCUUUUCUCAACACUUGUUUUCAUAUGGAUACAUGCAAAUAUGUUCAUUAUACUAUUGAUUACAAGGGGACAGAACUUGACCCAAGGUAUCAAAAAAGAGGAAAGAAAAGAACCGAGUCAAAUGAAGAUAAUAAACUAUUGCCAAAACUUGCAUCCGAUGAAGAUUAUUUGCAAAGGAAAAUGCUUCCUCCACAGUGGGUAACAUGUGACAUCAGAUAUCUUGAUAUGUCAGUGCUUGGAAAAUUCUCUGUAAUAAUGGCUGAUCCGCCAUGGGAUAUUCACAUGGAGUUACCAUAUGGUACAAUGCAAGAUGAUGAAAUGAGAGCAUUAAGAAUACAAGAUCUAUCUGAUGAUGGCCUAUUCUUUUUAUGGGUAACAGGAAGGGCUAUGGAGCUUGGAAGAGAACUCUUUGAAUGCUGGGGAUACCAGAGAUGUGAUGAACUCAUUUGGGUAAAAACCAAUCAACUUCAAAGAUUAAUACGAACUGGAAGAACAGGUCAUUGGAUAAAUCACGGAAAAGAGCAUUGUCUGGUCGGCAUAAAAGGAAACCCUAAAGGCAUCAAUACAGGGUUGGACUGUGAUGUACUUGUGGCAGAGGUAAGAGACACCAGUCACAAACCAGAUGAAAUCUAUGGUAUUAUAGAAAGGCUUUCUCCUGGCACAAGAAAAUUGGAAUUAUUUGGCAGGAUGCACAAUGUACAGCCAAACUGGGUAACACUGGGAAAUCAACUCGAUGGAGUGCACUUGGUCGAACCAGAUGUUGUUGGAAAAUUUAAGCAGAAGUAUCCAGAUGGGAAGGUCACGAAGCCUGCAACCAAAUCUUCUAAUUGACACUUUAUUUAAAAAUAAUAAAAAACAAACGCACUGCC
Messenger RNA from Styela clava, 2155 nucleotides. Its product is annotated as N(6)-adenosine-methyltransferase catalytic subunit METTL3-like. Gene Ontology annotation, biological process: RNA methylation; mRNA modification. The record is from RefSeq and is a predicted model, not a curated record. Gene Ontology annotation, molecular function: mRNA m(6)A methyltransferase activity. Lineage: Eukaryota; Metazoa; Chordata; Ascidiacea; Stolidobranchia; Styelidae. Gene Ontology annotation, cellular component: nucleus; RNA N6-methyladenosine methyltransferase complex.